AUAUCAGUUAAAAAACUUUGAUUGCCUAAGUACUGUUAUAAAGUAAAAGUUUAUAAGAAAUAUCUCAAGAAAUUUGAAAGAAAAUAAUUGUAAAUUAUAGAUUAUCGUUGUUAGGAGAAAGAGAAUUGGAAAGAUAAGACAAGAAAUAGGAAUAAUUAAAGUAGGAAAGAAAGGAAAAUAGUAAGAAAACUUGAAGAUAUUUAGAUUAAAAUAGCUAUUUUUAAAUACAAAUACAAUAGAAGAAACAGUGCGUUGAAAGGAUAUUAAACGUAUUUUGAAGGAAAUUAAAAUCCUAAAUGGUAAGUUUUUAAUACAAAAUUACUUCAUAAAGCAUUUAUAAACGUCAUUUAGUAUUGGAGUAAGAAAGUUAAGGGAUGGAUACACACAAUAGUGUGUGAGAGAGAAGAGGGGAGAGAAAGAGAAUUUGAUAAUAUGCCAAUUUUAUUAAUUAUUAUCUUAUAUGUAUGUUGAAUAAAUCAAAAAGAUAGAAGGGCUAAUACAAUGCAUAGAAGAAAAAUUGUUUAAAAUUUUAUGAAUGAAGGGAUUUUGUAACAAGAUUAUGAAUAAACAUUUGUCGUUCGUCAUCGAAUUAUUGUUAGCACGCCCACUGUCUUUAUUUAUAUUUAAUUUAGGAGACCAAUGACCUUUAAUGUCUUUUUCGUUUCUUCUAUUCUCUCCUCUUCUCUUAACUUUCUUAUUCUUAUUUGUUAUUGUUAUUCAACCCUAUGAACGAGAAAAUAGCCUUUACAAUUCGCAUAUUUUUAAACAAUCGCAUUCUGAAUAGAAUAUAUAGAUUUCUUACAAGAACAAAAAGUACUUUAUCGAUAUUACAUGACAUGAUUUUAUGACCUAAAAUAGUAAAGAAAAAAACAUUUGUUUUCUCUUUUUAAAUCUGACUUAGGCUGAAGUUGAGAGAGGUUCUUGGGGAGGUCAAUUAGAAUUUAUACUAACCUGCGUUGGAUAUGCUGUUGGCUUAGGAAAUGUUUGGAGAUUCCCUUAUCUUACCUUUCAAAAUGGUGGUGGAGCUUUCCUUAUUCCCUACAUUCUUAUGCUGAUUCUACUAGGAAUACCGGUAUUCUUCUUCGAAAUAUGUCUUGGUCAAUUUGCCUCGUUGGGACCCUUGGCUAUCUGGAAUCUAAGCCCUUUAUUCAAGGGUGUAGGUGUGGCAAUGAUGUCCGUUGGACUUAUGGUAGCUCUCUCCUACUGUAUAUUGAUGUCCUACAUCCUAUUCUUUUUCUUCGCAAGUAUGGGUCCAUUACCUUGGAAAGAUUGCGCAAAUUCCUGGAAUACCAAUAAGUGCAUAACUAGUAAUAUUUUCGCAAAUUCUACACUAUUAGAGCAAAUUAUAAAAGAUCGGAAUAUCACUAGAGCAGAAAUAAAGACUCCUAGCGAAGAGUACUUUUAUAAUCAAGUCUUAAAAUCUUCAAGUGGACUUGAUGAACCUGGUGGAAUUGUUUGGCAAUUGGCUUUAUGCUUACUAUUAGCCUGGGUUAUUGUAUUUGUUGUCUUACUUAAGGGAAUAUCCUCAUUAGGAAAAGUCGUCUAUUUUACAUCGACAUUCCCUUAUAUCAUGAUGACAGUUAUGCUUGUUAGAGGAGCGACUCUACCAGGAGCCAGUAAGGGUAUAGAAUUUUACUUGAAACCUGAUAUAGCAAAAUUAAAAGAGUCGUCGGUUUGGAGCGAUGCCGCUUCUCAAAUUUUCUACUCUUUAAGUACAUGUACUGGUGGUCUGAUUGCUAUGGCUUCUUAUAAUAAAUUCAAGAAUAAUACUUUUCGCGAUUCCAUGAUUGUACCAUUUAUAAAUUGUGGUACUUCUCUGUUUGCCGGUUUCGCAAUCUUUAGCGUACUUGGCUUUAUGGCGAAGGAAAAAGGUGUAGAAGUUUCCGAUGUAGCAGCCACUGGACCUGGUUUAGUUUUUGUUGUGUAUCCAGAAGCUUUAUCAAGGAUGGCAGGGGGUACAGUCUUCUCUAUUCUCUUCUUUAUAAUGAUGUUAACAUUGGGUUUCAGUUCUUUGUUUUCAAUGGUCGAAUCGUUCUUUGUAAUGUUGAUGGACGAAUUUCCAGAUACCUUGAGAUGUAACUCAACAAGACCUAUAAUUUUUAGGGGCGUUUGUAUCGUCAUAUUUUAUCUAAUAUCGUUACCAAUGGUAACUAAAGGAGGAUUCUAUUUGUUUAGUCUUGUCAAUGAAUUCGCUGGCGGUUUUCCUAGACUGAUAACGGGAUUGUUUGAAUUGUUAGUUGUUACGAUGGUUUACGGAUAUUCUAGAUUUGCAGAAGAUAUCUCACUAAUGAUUGGAAAGAAGCCAGGCAUCUACUUUCAAGUCACAUGGUGCUUUCUAUCUCCUCUCUUGAUAGUUGGAAUCCUUAUCUUUAAAGCAGUUCAAUUUAAAAUGCCUAUUGUUAAUAAUGUCGUUUAUCCAUCUUGGGGUGCCGUCCUCGGCUGGCUUAUGGUCGGCGGAGUAGCCAUAUGGAUACCAAUUGUUUUUGUUAUACAAUGGUGUAGAAAAGGAGGUUGGAGAGUUAUAAGAGAAGAAUCAAAGCCCGCUGAAAGUUGGGGUCCGGCAAAUUUAGAAGAUAGAGAGAAUACAAGAUACGUACUACCAUCACCACGAAGAAAUCUAUCUAAUAGCAGAAAUUUUGGGACAGGUUCAAUAUAUACAUCGGAUAAUUGGUCUCUAAGCAGGAGAAAUGGAGAUAUUGUAAAUAUAUCUCAAACCUCACAGUUGUAAGAGAAGAAGAAGAAGAAGAGGAAGAAGAAGAAGAAGAUAAAGAAGAAGAAGAAGAAGAAGAAGAAGAAGAAGAAGAAGAGAAAUAAUGAAAUUAAAAGCAAAAAAAAUAACAAAAACAUAACAAAAAGCAAAGAACUAAAUAGUGAUUAUAUUAUUAAUAUUAAUAAACCAAGAAAUUAAUAAAAAAUGUAUAGUAAAGAGAAUAUGCAAUAGAAAUGAUCAUAUUUCAUAUAUAUUUCAUUUUUUUAAUUGAUAUAUUGAUAAUACAGAAUAAGAAUAUUAGAGAAAAAAUAAUAGAACAAAUGUUUGACAAACAUUCUUUUCUUUUUCAAUCUUUUUACUAAACAGAAAAGCCGAAUUAACAAUAAAGAAAGAGUUUAUUAUGAACAAAUGAACUGAAAUCUUAUCAAUCUUUUGCCCGUCGAUAAGAUUAACAAUUGAAAGUUGUAGCACUCAUAGUAACCAAUAGCAAAAUAUUUUUAUUUAAUUAUUUUUUUAAUAGUAUAGGCCUACUUUCUUUCUCUCAUUAUUAUUUAAAGCGAAUUAGCUAUUGAUUAUUAAUUAUAAUAAGGUUAAAAUAAGAUUUUGCAAAAUAAAUACGACUGUUGAAUAUAGACAGUAGAUGACACUACUGCCCAGGACGGGACAAUUGCAUUUCCAAGUAGCUAAUAGAAGAGAUUAGGAGUAAAUAUAUUAUAUAUAAAAUACUGUUUAUAUUCAUUAAGAAAUCCGAAAAUAGUUAAAUAAGCU
This is a messenger RNA of Dimorphilus gyrociliatus, 3478 nucleotides long. The record is from the annotation of a GenBank genome assembly. Lineage: Eukaryota; Metazoa; Annelida; Polychaeta; Dinophilidae.